Olea europaea var. sylvestris is the source of this 1012-nucleotide messenger RNA. Its product is annotated as ubiquitin-conjugating enzyme E2 7-like. Bases 210 to 716 code for a protein of 168 amino acids. Gene Ontology annotation, molecular function: ubiquitin conjugating enzyme activity. NCBI's taxonomy places the organism in Eukaryota, Viridiplantae, Streptophyta, Magnoliopsida, Lamiales, Oleaceae. Gene Ontology annotation, biological process: protein polyubiquitination; ubiquitin-dependent protein catabolic process. The record is from RefSeq and is a predicted model, not a curated record. The transcript has 6 exons.
UAUAUGAAUAAUGUAAAGGCGAGUGCGGUAGGGAAAAAGCUGAAUCUCGUUUCCACACUUUUACUUUUCUUCUGUAUCUGUGUAUGAUGAACCUUACAAUUACGCCUAUAUAUAAUUACUGCUCAUAAUAUACAAUCCCCUAAUCUUUCUCUUCCGUCCAUCUCAUCGGUCGCUAGAACCGUCUCUUUCUGAGUUCUUUACUUUCUUUGAUGGCUUCACGGUCUCAAGCUAUCCUUCUCCUACAAAAGCAGCUCAAAGAUCUGUGUAAAAACCCAGUGGAUGGAUUUUCAGCGGGUUUGCUGGAUGAAGAAAACCUGUUUGAAUGGAGCGUGACAAUUAUUGGGCCUCCUGAUACACUAUAUGAGGGUGGUUUCUUCAAUGCUAUUAUGAGCUUUCCCCAAAAUUACCCGAAUAGUCCUCCAACAGUGAGAUUUACCUCGGAGAUGUGGCAUCCUAAUGUUUAUUCAGACGGGAAGGUUUGUAUUUCUAUUCUUCAUCCUCCUGGCGACGAUCCAAAUGGCUAUGAGCUUGCUAGCGAGCGAUGGUCACCUGUCCAUACGGUGGAAAGUAUAGUUCUAAGCAUCAUAUCAAUGCUUUCAAGUCCUAAUGAUGAAUCUCCUGCGAACGUCGAAGCCGCUAAGGAAUGGAGAGAACAAAGGGAAAACUUCAAGAAAAAAGUGAGUCGAUGUGUAAGACGGUCGCAAGAAAUAAUGUAAACUUUUGCCCCCAAUGCUGCUCAGUUAUUUUGCUAAAAAACACAUGAACUUAAGAAUUUGUUUCCUUUUUUUGGGUACCAAAUGGUACAAACAUGAAAUUCUCCAAUGACAAUAACUCAAGUUUUCUCAGUGCUUCGGCACAUCUUUUGGCACAUAAUGAUAUACUAGCUCAGCUGGGGAUUUGUUUCGACUAACUGGCUGAUGUUUGCCUGUUAAAUCUGUAUUUAUCAAUUUUCAUUAGUAAAACCCUUUCGACUUCAUGUACUAUAUGAAUUAAGAAGCUAGAAACUAGCUUU